GCUCCUCUCUCUCUCACUCUGCUCCGGCACAGAGCAGGCACUCAGCUCCACAGCGGCAGCAGCCCAGAGCACAGCGCUCAGAGCAGCACACAGGACAGACAGGAGCAGGCAGGAGCAGACAGGAACAGGCAGGAGCGGAGCGAGAGAGGGACAGGACCGAGGCAGAGCACAGAGCAGGAGACAGAGCUCCGUCUGCAGCUGGGACGCACACAGUUCAUGUCCGAGGAGGCAGACUUGGAUGUGAGAGGCAGAGAGCGCAGUGAUACGGCCCCAGCACAGCCCGGUGAAGAGCCCCAGUCGCCCAGGCCUCGUCCUCCGUCCGAAGACACCUCUGACCCCACCGCCUCGGCUCCAGGCGUCGCCCCCCCCGGCCCUCACACCUGCAGCAGGCCACGAGGCAGCGGCGUCAGUGCUGGGGGUCUCGGCUCCGUUAGCAUCGUUAGCAGCAGGACCAGCAGCGAGGGGGCAGGCCAGAGCUCCAUGCAGUUCAGCACCAGACCGCCUAGUGCUGAGCAGCCGGGCUUCAUGGGGACAUGGCAGCAGCAGAGCACUGACAGUAACCUCCUGUACAGAAUGUCCCAGCAGGCCAUUCGGUGCACACUGGUGAACUGCUCGUGUGAGUGUUUCCAACCAGGAAAGAUUCACCUGCGGACAUGUGACCAGUGCAAGCACGGCUGGGUCGCUCACGCCCUGGACAAGUUGAGCACCCAGCACCUGUACCACCCCACCCAGGUGGAGAUCGUGCAGUCCAACGUGGUGUUUGACAUCAGCAGCCUCAUGCUCUACGGGACCCAGGCUGUACCGGUGAGGCUGAAGAUUCUACUGGACCGGCUCUUCUCUGUGCUCAAGCAGGAAGAGGUGCUCCACAUCCUCCACGGGCUGGGCUGGACGCUCCGAGACUACGUGAGGGGCUACAUCCUGCAGGUCAGCGCACAGUGGACACGUCAUGGAGAAGGGGCUUUUGUACUUACACACAAACACACACGAACACACACCGUAUCAAAAAUGUGA
Molecule: messenger RNA, 1011 nt
Organism: Boleophthalmus pectinirostris (great blue-spotted mudskipper)
Lineage: Eukaryota; Metazoa; Chordata; Actinopteri; Gobiiformes; Gobiidae
Product: zinc finger protein basonuclin-2
Exons: 4
Coding region: 217-1011 (264 amino acids)
Biological process (GO): regulation of DNA-templated transcription
Cellular component (GO): nucleus
Source: RefSeq, a predicted model, not a curated record